AUGACAGCCCCUUUAAAACUUCAUUUGUGUCAAGAAGAUCCUCCACAAUUUCGUAAAGAAUUAGCAGAAUGUGAAAAUUCGGUUUUUGGACUCGAGAAUACUAUAAAAAAUCUUGUCAAAUUAGCAAGAUCAAGUGUUGAAUUAGCUUCAGAGUAUACAGCGAAACAACUUCAAUUUGCCGAAGAACUUGGAAAUUUUGCAAAACAACAACCCGAAUCAAUUAUUAAAACUGUCCUUUCAAAAUAUGCCUUUUCACUUCAAGAAAACUCUCAUAUGUAUGACAUGUUCAUAGAGCCAUUGGAAGCUUUUGCUAAAAAUGAAAUAAUUCCUUUAAAGGAAGUAAAGAAAGUUGUUGAAAGGGCUUGUUAUGAAGCUGACACUGCUCUUUCCAGAUAUAUGAGCAAAAAACCUAAAGACUCUAUGAUUGCUGAUGCAUCAAUUGAAGUGGCAUAUACUCGAAGAGAAUUCCAUAAUCGAUAUAUUGAUUAUGUAGUGAAAAUAAAUGAAUUAGAGGCAAAAAAGAAAUUCGAAUUCAUGGAAUACAUAUUAGCAUUGAUGUUUACUGAAUCAUCAUUUUAUCAUCAAGGUUAUGAUAUUAUGAAAGAUUUGGAACCACAUAUGAAAGAUGUUACAAGAUUACUUCAAGAGGCUAGGACAUCUUAUAACGAUGAUGUCGCAGAAUCACAAGUAUUAAAGGAAAAGCUUUUGGAUGAAGCUAGAGCAUCAUAUAAUCCAAUACGUAUUCCCAAAGAUCCUACUGAUGAUAAUAUAGUUGUGGCGUCAACAUCUGCUACCAAAUCGGGAUAUUUGUUCAUGAAAGGAAAUCAACGAGUGAUCCAGUCAUGGACUCGUAAAUAUUUCACCAUUUCAGAUGAACAUUUAUAUUACUGUAGCAGAAAUGGGAAGGGAACAAAUGACGAUGAACCUACUUCGAUUUCUUUAAGAGUUUGUCAUAUUAAACCCUUGUUGAAUAAUUCAGAUAGGAGGUUUUGUUUUGAGAUAAUAUCUCCCAACAG
Messenger RNA from Funneliformis mosseae, 1016 nucleotides. Lineage: Eukaryota; Fungi; Glomeromycota; Glomeromycetes; Glomerales; Glomeraceae. The record is from the annotation of a GenBank genome assembly.